Messenger RNA from Elaeis guineensis (African oil palm), 2443 nucleotides. Lineage: Eukaryota; Viridiplantae; Streptophyta; Magnoliopsida; Arecales; Arecaceae. The record is from RefSeq and is a predicted model, not a curated record.
UUCUCGUCUGCCUUUUCAGUGCCUACCAUUGUGUCAUCAUCUAAUUUAUAUAACUUACUCCAGCUGACUUGUAAGCCAUGGAUUUGUUUUGUUAGGUGGCAGGUUUAUGCAGACUUGAAAAUGAUAAAGACAGGCUGCAUGCUCCUGACCUUCACCAGUUUAUUCUCCAAAAGAAGGCUUCCCUACCGAAGUCUUCUCUUCAGUUACUGUCAUCCACUCUGGAGGGCCAUAGUCAACUUCUCUCAUCUUUGAAGGAACCUAUGGCUUGUGCAUACAUAGUCGAGCAGAUUGUUUGCGAUGCAGCAUUGAUGAUGAUAAUCAAAGAGCAAAGAAGCUUAGAUUAAGCAGAAAGGAUGCUGAAAUCCAGUCACCAAAACCGAGGUCACCUGUUACUGCACAUGAUGGUGGCACAGUGACCUUGCAAGAAGAUCAUCCUGGAUCUGCACAGCAUGUGAAUAAGCGGAAUGUUUCACAUGGCGAGAGGAUUAAUUUUAGCAGUGGUGAAAUCGAGCCACUAAUACAAACUUUAGCUGCUUCAGCUCCUGAUGGUGGUAAAUUCAAUUUGAAACUAGGUUCUUCUAGACUUGGAAAAGGUGGUGAAAUCCAGCCACUCAGACAAACUUCAGCUGCACCACCUUCUGAUCGUAAUGAUGUAAACUUGCAAAAGGAUUCUUCUGGACUUGGACGGUAUUUGCCCAAGCAGAACAUGCCUGAUGCUGGUAGUAGUCACUUACAUCAAGACAUUGGUAGUACUGGUGGUGAUACCAUUCAAUUGUUGAAAGAUUACUCAAGUCUUCAAAAUGCAACUUCAGAUAGAAGUACAAAGAAUGUGAAUCCAGCAUCCGGCAAGACAGACUUAUUUUCUGGUGUGCCAAGUGUGAUACCAGAGGCAUCAAGUGAUAGCGACGGUGCUUGUGAUGUUCCUUCUGAUUUUAAUCUUUGUGAUGUCUUUGAUAACGAGAAGCACCGCUUACUGACUUCUCAAAGCCUUGCAAAUCAUGAUUCUGUUACUGGGGAUUGGACAGAACAGGGCCUAUGUAUAAACUGCGAUAAUGGUGGUCAAUUGUUAAGUUGUAGUGCCAGUGGCUGUUCAAUAGGUGUCCAUGAAAGCUGUUUGGGAGCAUUUGUUAAAGUUGAGAAGACUUGUCUUUUCUACUCCCUUUCUGUUCAUUUAGAAGAGCUGCUAUUGCAUAUUGCAAAGCCAGGGAAAAGCUUUCAUCAGCCAAGAAAGCCCUUUCAGUUUUUCUUGGAAAGGAUCCUAUUCCUGGGCAUCGAAAGGAACAAUCAUCUCCAAAAGUUCAUAGAGAAACAAGUCAAGCAGAUGUUGCUGGAAAUUUGAGUCAUCAGUCAGCUGUCCCUCACGCAGACAAGCUGAAUGUGAGCUUUUCAAUAGCACAAGAAAAACACCAGCAAAUAGAAGUUACCAAGGUUUGUGAUAAAGCCGAGCUGUGCGGUAACCAAAUGGAUAAUCCAUCUGGUGUUGAGGGAUGUGAUGUGUCUCAUAAUCCAGUGGAAAAUAAACAUGAUAAGAUGUUCAAGAAAGUUAGCUUCCCUGAAUCUGAGGAUGCUGAUACCAUCAUCAAUGUGGAGAAUGAAUUAGGCAAUAACAGUGAACAUGUUUGGGUGGCAGAGCACCAGCAACCAACAGAACCUCAAGAAGGAAUUGAUAAUGCACUUGAAAAAUCAAGGGCAAGUAGAAGCUUUUCUUGACCAUGAUACCGGCCAUAAAUCACCAUCUCCACAAACCAGUGAGAAGCACUGUGAGAGUAGAAGACAGGAUGCUGCUGUAGGUGAGGCAUGUCAUCCCCAAGGAACAGUAGGAGACCAGGGCUGGAACGACGCUUCACCGGGCAAAAAUUUAAAGUACAGAUCUCGAUCCAAGCGUUAUUCAAACCCAAUAAUUCCUUCUGGCAGGCGAAAGAAACUUGCUUGGACUGUCCAGGAGGAAGAAGCUCUGAAGGAUGCAGUGCAGAAAUUUUCUGUAAAUAGUGAUGGUACUCUUCCAUGGACAAAAAUUUUGGAAUUUGGUUGCCGUGUAUUUCACAAAACACAUCAACCUGGUGACCUGAAAGACAAGUGGAGGAACAUUCAGAUCAGUGUUCGCUGUAUCAGGCUGAACCGCUUGAUAUGUGGCAUAUCGAGCUGGACCGACGGUCAGCCAAUCCGAUUUGAGAGGUUUUUUCGAAAAACUCCUUCGAACCGUUCGGUUCGGUAUGGUUCGGAUCCAUACCAUCCAAAAUUGAGCGGUAUGGACCGAUACAGUUUGGUUCGUCAUAUUCCAGUAAAUGCAGCAGUCAAUCCUUACUAUCGAUAUGUCAUUUCAGCUAUAGAGGCUGUCGGUCAGGGUGUAGAUCCGUCAGGACCUAAGGACAUCUAUGGUCAGCUUUUUGACAGUAAUAAGGAGGAUCUGCAGAGAUGGAUUACUUCUUACAAGAAUAAAUGA